Molecule: messenger RNA, 964 nt
Organism: Drosophila mojavensis
Lineage: Eukaryota; Metazoa; Arthropoda; Insecta; Diptera; Drosophilidae
Product: ATP synthase mitochondrial F1 complex assembly factor 2
Exons: 4
Coding region: 76-912 (278 amino acids)
Biological process (GO): mitochondrial proton-transporting ATP synthase complex assembly
Cellular component (GO): mitochondrion
Source: RefSeq, a predicted model, not a curated record
UUACUUACCUAAAUAUAGUCACACUGCAGCACUUGUGCACAUUGUGAUUAGCUAAAAGUAUUUUGGUAAAUUAAAAUGAGUAAACAGUUAAUAACAAAUACAAUACGCUUGCUGCGCGUAGGCAACGGUAUUAAAUGGCAAACGCCCGCCUUAACAUUAGUACGUCAAUAUGCCGCACCGCCGAAGCGUUUCUAUAAGACGACGAAUGUGCUGAGCACAGACUCUGGAUAUGAGGUGACAUUGGAUCAUCGCAAGCUGAAGACACCCAACGGCACAUUGUUUACGGUGAAGAGUGAACCGUUAGCCAUUGCUGUGGCCACCGAAUUCGAUGCCCAGAAGGAACAUAUCGAACGCUCUCGCAUGCACAUUUCAGCCCUUUGCUUUACGGCUAUUGACAAUCCCAAUAAGCUGACGAAACCUGAUAUGGUGAAUUAUCUGCUAAAUUUCAUAGCCACUGACACGGUGCUCUUCCAAUACGAUAAUGAAAAGGAUUUGCAGGAACUGCAGCAAAAUGAAUGGGAUCCCGUUAUCGAUUGGUUUAAUCAGCGUUUCGAAACGAAUCUGAAGAAAACGAUGGACAUAACACCACCCCAAGUCAGCGACGAGGAUAAAAUGAAAAUAGCCAAGCAUUUUCACUCGUACAACUUGGAAACGCUCCAUGGCUACAUUUUCGCUGUGGACACGUUGAAAUCUAUUGUGCUAGCCUGCGCUGUCAUUGAGCAAAAGAUUACAGUGGAGCGAGCGGUUGCUCUUUCGCGUCUUGAAGAAGAAUAUCAGCUGAAAUUUUGGGGUCGCGUCGAAUGGGCGCACGAUUUCAGUCAACAGGAGCUACAGGCGCGCUUAGCUGCCGCCGUUCUCUUUGUGCACUUAAACUGUUCCGAAAACUUUAUCAAACAAAAGUCGAUAAUAUAAGUUGUUGAUAUCUAAGAAGAAAUAUAGCUUUAUUGACCACUGUUAAAAAUUA